AAGUGGUGUGCGCUGCAGCUUGAGCCGCUGGUCCGUCGCAAGUUCUUUCCUCGCUCCCGGCUGCCUUUUGUGCGCUGCGUGCGGAAGUCGGAGGCGGGCGAGGAAACCGUUGCCGGUGCUGAGGCAGCGAGCGGGCUGGGACUCCCGUACGAACGGAUUUCCGUGCCUCCCACCCGGCGAGGAGGAGGCGGCGGCGCCGACCGGAUGUCUACGAGAGUUCCCAGCCGCCGCCGCAGCAGCAGCGCUUGAAAGAUGUGGCGGAGGCGGCGCCGGUGGCUCUUGCUGUAACGCCGGCUGUGGAGGAACUCGGGAGCGUUCCCGUUGAUCCGCGUGUGGGCCUCAGCGCCGGGGAGGGAACCCCACCCGGCCCCCGGCGGCGUUUGACCUGCCCUCGGCUCCUUUCCAGGCUCUGCUCCCUUCUAGUCCCUCGGUGCUUGGGCGGCGGCGGCUUUGACGACGGUCAGGCAGCCCUGAUCGGCCUAGGAUGGCUUCUUCGUCCGGGAACGACGAUGACCUGACGAUCCCCCGCGCGGCGAUCAAUAAGAUGAUCAAGGAGACGCUGCCCAACGUGCGGGUUGCCAACGACGCCCGGGAGCUGGUGGUGAAUUGCUGCACCGAGUUUAUCCACCUGAUCUCCUCCGAGGCCAACGAGAUCUGCAACAAGUCGGAGAAGAAAACCAUCUCCCCCGAGCACGUCAUCCAAGCACUAGAAAGUUUGGGUUUUGGCUCCUAUAUCAGCGAGGUGAAAGAAGUCUUACAAGAAUGCAAAACAGUAGCACUAAAAAGGAGGAAGGCUAGUUCUCGUUUGGAAAAUCUUGGCAUUCCUGAAGAAGAACUCUUAAGGCAGCAACAAGAGUUAUUUGCAAAAGCUAGACAGCAGCAGGCAGAGCUGGCACAGCAGGAAUGGCUACAGAUGCAGCAAGCCGCUCAACAGGCACAGCUUGCUGCUGCCUCAGCCAGUGCAUCCAACCAGGCAGGAUCUUCUCAAGAUGAAGAUGACGAAGAUGACAUCUGAGUUAUUCCAGGCUGAGUUUGGAUCCCUGCAAAGAAAUAGUUGUCCUGCACAACAAAACCAGUGAAACGAAUGCUUACCUGUAACUUUGUCUGCAUCUUGGACUGGCCGUUGGUAUUUUAGGGAUGUCUGCUGUUGUGUGCUGUACAUGUAAAAAAAACUGUCUCUUUGAACUCUUGAAGACUUAAGGUUCGGUAUCAUAUCAACUUUGGAUUUUUAAUGGUGUUUAUGGAAAUUUUAGAUAGCUUCGUGUCACUUCUUUGAUCAACAAACAGUGUUACAAUAAAAAGUUUAUAAAAUAUAAUUGAAUUUAUACAGAAACUCUAAAGUCAAAUUUAUGUGUCUCUUCCCUUUUAACUAUAGAAUCAUAUUUAGAAAACUUUUAAUUUGUUUUUUUGAACAGAAUAGGUGUUUAAUCUGCUUUAGGGGACAAAAAGCAAAGGGUUCAGUGUAAUAUUGUCUGAAUUAUUUAUCCUUUUAAAUUAGGAGAUACACAAAUACAGCAAUAAAUACUAUGGGCUGAAAUAUCACACGUUAAAAAUCUGAGAAAUGAUACAUUUUUGCCAAACUAGGAACAUGUAUGUUUAAUAGGAGUUGUACAGAUUCAAUCUUUUUUUGUAUAGGGGUGAAAAAAACCCCAAGAUUUUAUUAUGGUAUCGAUUCAAUGUCUUGAGCAAAACAAAUUAUUUCAUUUCAAAUUGUGCCCACUUUGGAGAAUUAGAACAAUUCCUGUUUCGUGGCAGCUUAACAUUGAUUCUACAAGGUAUUACAUGCAUAGUCCAAGCAUAUCAUAGUGUUCAAAUAUAAAGGUAGAACUUGGUGGGAAAGAGUUGUUUUAAUUCUGUUUUGGCUAGGAAUGCUUAAAUAGUAAGACUUCUAAAAGAAACCCUUGAAACUAAUGAGCAUGUUCAAAGUAAGAGGAAUUUUGAUUUAACUCUAAUUCCUUAUUAGUUCUCAGCCCAUUGCUAACAGUUUUCAAACUAGUGUACCCAUAGAUAAGACUCUUGUGUGAAACUGACUGCUUCUUCAUUCAAGUAGGUUGUAGUUUAUAAAUGAUUAAAUUUCAAUUUUUGGGUGACUGGGCUCCUAGACUGACCAACAGGACUUUACUGAAACAAAAUUCUUUUGGGUAUGAUGGCAGAAGCCAUUUUUUAUAGCACUGCUUGGAUAUUUGCUUUGAAAUAAAGAACGUUAUAGUCCACUAUAGAAUUUGAAAAUAUACUUGAAGAAACGUCACAAGUUCUGGUACUGGGGUGGGGUUUUUGAUGUCAAAUAGCUUGCAUAUUAAAUGUAGGCACUACGUCAGGCAACAUUUUGGGACUAUGUAGCUUGUAACUAGCCUUGCCAGUUAUUAAAAAUUGUGCAAGAUUUGAAACGGAGAAAGUCUUGUUUGUGAAUCAAACAGCAAUCUGGAAGUCAAACUAAGGUUUUCUUGAAUUGCAGUUAGUUUAAGGCGGCUCAUAUGAAAUAAUGGGCACUCAGUUCAUACAGUGGUGGCAAAGAGAGUAGUUAUAAACAUUAAGCUGAACCAUCUUUGUGAAUUCAGCAGGAAAGUAUUGGACUAGAUCUGGUUAAGGAUCGAUGGUUGAAGUACCAAAGGUAGAAACACUAGGUUAGCUAAACAAUGUUAAUGUGCAGUGUUGGCUUUUCUAAUUUGUACUGUAAUACCUUUACCCCUCCUGUUUUAAAUAAGUCUUUUUUCCUUUUAAGCAAGCAAGAAAGAUAUAUUUUCACACUUUUUCUGAUGCAGGAUUCAGGUUAAUAUUUUACUGCGUCUGGUAUGUAUCAUAUAAUAUGUUGGAAUCCCUAUGACCUUUUCUUUGAACAUUCUUGUGCUUUUUCAUAUGCUGUAUUCCUCAAGCAAUAAAAUUGAAAUGUGUUUUUAUA
Molecule: messenger RNA, 2899 nt
Organism: Sphaerodactylus townsendi
Lineage: Eukaryota; Metazoa; Chordata; Lepidosauria; Squamata; Sphaerodactylidae
Gene: DR1
Product: down-regulator of transcription 1
Exons: 3
Coding region: 485-1015 (176 amino acids)
Biological process (GO): positive regulation of transcription by RNA polymerase II; negative regulation of transcription by RNA polymerase II; chromatin remodeling
Cellular component (GO): negative cofactor 2 complex
Molecular function (GO): TBP-class protein binding; protein heterodimerization activity; core promoter sequence-specific DNA binding
Source: RefSeq, a predicted model, not a curated record